GGAGUAAUAGGUUUAGGUAACAAGUCGUUUUCACGCCUCAUAUCUUAAAGAGGCAAAGCAUUUUCACUCAAUCUUUUUGAAAGAUUUGUCAUAAACAUGUUAAUUUUGCCAAACAGAAAACACCACUUAUUUAUUUUUUAUUUGAUACUUAUAGAAAAGCGUAUUAAUUUUCAGGGCUAUCGGAUUUACUUGGGCAGGCAAUUGGAGAAUCAUAAAGUCACAAUUUCCCGAAUAGCUGAUUUACUUGGGAAUACAACCUCAGCCAAAAACCACUUGAAUAAGUGCCUCUUCAUUGUGGGAAUAGGCAGCAAUGACUACAUCAACAAUUUUCUAAUGCCAGAUAUCUAUCCAACUAGUCAUUUUUACACACCAAGUCAGUACGCAACAGUCUUGAUCGAACAAUACUCCCAACAGCUAAAGGAUUUGUAUGAAGAUGGAGCAAGAAAAAUCACCCUUUUUGGACUGCCCCAAAUAGGUUGCAUUCCAGAUGAGUUGAAAAAACACAGCACACUUUUAUGUGUUGAUUCAACAAAUGAGGCAGUUCAAUUAUUCAACAAAAACUUAAAAGCUCUUGUUGAUGAUCUUAAUGCCAAUUUACCAGACGCACAAUUCAUAUACAUAAACAUGUAUAGCAUUUCAUCCGCGAUCGCUCUAACUCUUUUGAAUUAUCCAUGCUGCCAAGUUACGAAGAUCAUGCCUGAAGGGCAAUGUAUUCCAGGAAAAGCUCCAUGCCUCAUUAGGUCUACUCAUCUCUUUUUUGAUAAUUUCCAUCCAACUGAAAUCGCCAAUUCCAUCGCUACACAUAGAGCUUACAACGCUCUUCUACCAUCUGAUGCUUAUCCUAUGGAUAUUCGUCACUUGGUCACGGGCAAUGAUUUGUAUUAUGAUCAGUAACUUUAGUUUCGCAUGUUUCACGAUUUUCAUGGAUAUAUUUGUAAUAAUCGCCUACACUCUGUAAUAAGAAUUCAAGUCGAGUGGCAUUAUUUCUUUGAUUGGAAUUAAAAAAUUCAUUUUCCA
Molecule: messenger RNA, 1017 nt
Organism: Nicotiana tabacum (common tobacco)
Lineage: Eukaryota; Viridiplantae; Streptophyta; Magnoliopsida; Solanales; Solanaceae
Source: RefSeq, a predicted model, not a curated record